Molecule: messenger RNA, 4551 nt
Organism: Elephantulus edwardii (Cape elephant shrew)
Lineage: Eukaryota; Metazoa; Chordata; Mammalia; Macroscelidea; Macroscelididae
Gene: CCDC141
Product: coiled-coil domain containing 141
Exons: 24
Coding region: 1-4551 (1516 amino acids)
Source: RefSeq, a predicted model, not a curated record
AUGUCCAGCCAAGGAAGCCCUGGUGUGGAAUUUUCCACAACAACAGUUAGCUCUGUAGCUGUGCAGGCUGGGGACUCCAAAAUCAUUAUAGCUGUCAUAAAGUCUGGCAAAUGGAUACAACUUCAGUUAGCGGAAUCUCAGCCCAAUCUUCUGGAAAUUGGUAGCAGUCAGGAUGAAACCAAAAAACUUCUUCAUGAUCAUGAACUUCUUUUGGCCAAACUCAAGGCCUUAGAAGAUCGAGUAUGGGAACUCUUACAGGAAGCAGACAAGACAGCUGAAGAGAACGAGGAUCAGAGGCAGGUCUAUGAUGCCAUGGCCAGCACCCUGGGUGAAGCGUGGGCGGCCCUGGUCUCCAUGCUUGAAAGAAGACGGGAGCUCCUUAGGGUGACCUCUGAAUUUUUUGAAAAUGCCUUGGAGAAUCCAGGAUUUUUAUCAUUUGUUAAGGUCAGCAAACACAAGGAGUUAGCAGUUUAUGGCCUUAAAGCAAAUAGCAAACUCUUAGAGCGAUCUCUAGCCCUACUAAACAAAAGUCACCAACUCACUGAAUUAAUAGAAAAAUUCAAAUGCGACGGGCCUAAUGUGAAUCCAGAGUUGAUCCAAGGGGCUCAUAAUAGCUGCCUGAAGAUCGACAGCCUUCUUGAACUUUUACAAGACAGAAGGCGGCAACUAGACAAGUACCUGAAGCAACAGCGACAGGAAUUGGAGCAGGUUAUGCAGAUAUAUCAGUGGGACCAGCAAGAAAGCCAGGUGACUUGCUGGUUUCAGAAAACCAUAAGAGAGUUACAAGAACAGCAUCUAGGUUCAUCGCUUUCAGACAACGAGGAGCUGAUUCGUAAGCAUGAAGAGUUGAUGAUAAAAGCAAAGGAAUGGAAUUCUGCUGUGGAGAUGUUGAAGAGUGAGGCCCUGAGAAUUCUGCUAUCAAAGGAUUAUGUGGAGAGAAAAGAUCUCCAGCUUUCUAAUCAGAAACUCCAUCACCUUCAAGAAGAAGUUGGUCGGCUCAUGGUAGAAAGGGAAACCUGGUUAAAAAAGGCAAAUGAGUUUUUUAACAGCACCAACAAGGCAUUUGAUGUACUUGGAAGAGUUGAAGCUUACCUUAAGCUCCUUAAAUCAGAAGGUUUAAGUCUGCCUGUCUUGGCAGUGAGACAUGAGGAAUUACACAGAGAAAUUAAAGACUGCACAGCCGAUGCUUUGCACAAUGGACAAGCCUUAAUCAGCCAAGUAAAUUCCUACAGCUCCUGGGCUACUGGGAUCCAGCAGAUGAUGGGAUGCAUUCAGAGAAGAGUGGAUCAGCUAACUCAACAGUGUUCAGCUCACCAGGAAUUUGCUCUCAAGAAGCAACAAUUAACAGCCGCAGUGGAGGACUACCUAAGGAAGGUGGAAAUGACAAUUCAGAAAGUCAGCCCAAUACUUUCCAAUGCAAUAGAUGUUGGUUCCAGCCUAUCUGAAUCAGAGAAGAUUUUGAGUAAAUAUCUGGAACUGGAUAUUCAAAUUAAGGAAACCUCACAUGAAUUAGAAGCGGCUGUAAAAAUCAUGACAGAGAUAAAUGAGUGUGUACCUGAUGAAGUGGCAUCACUUUCUUCUAAGACUAAAUGGCUAGAGGAAGAAUUAAAAAUAAUUGGCCAGCGCAUUGGCUUCAGGUCACAAGUCAUGCGAACACAUGUAACAUUUCUGAAGUCAUCAGAAGAGGUAGAGGAUCAAUCUCAGAGCCUAAAAGAGUUUUAUCAAACUGAAAUCUCUUGGAAGGAAGAGGAUGAUGCCAAAGCCAAGCAUUGGUGUGAUUCAGCUGAGAAACAGUGGCAGCUAUUUUUAAAGAAGAGUUUUUUCACCCAAGACUUAGGGCUGCAGUUCCUUAAUUUAAUAAAUAUGGCACAGGAGAAUGAGAUAUUAAAUGUGAAAAAUGAAGUGCACCUUAUGGAGAACAUUAUGGAGAGUCAGAAGGCAGAAAGGGAAGAACUUUCCAACCUUCGCGUGGCAUGGCAAGUUAAAGCCACUGAAUGCAAGCCUGUGAAACAGCAGUGGGGAGCAUUCAAAGAGCACCUUAAAAAGACUACUCACAACUUAAAACUUCUUCAGGAAGCACUUAUGCCUGUGUCUGCACUUGACCUUGGAGGGAGUCUUCAGACCAUUUUAGAUCUACAGAGAAAAUGGAUUGAGAUGAAACCCCAGUUCCAGCAAAUGAAUGAUGAGGUUGAGUACAUUAUAAAAUUAUCUGAAGAGUUAAAUGGCAAAGACGCACUGGUGAAAGAGAAGGCUCAACAACUUAAGGACAUCAUUCACCUCCACCAAAAACAGAGAGAGACAAUCCGAGAUUACGAGAAGAUUCUGUGCAAGAUAGUCCAGUUCCACCAAGUGAAAGAAGAGCUGACACAGCUCAUGAAGUCAAGAGAACUAGAGUUUUUACAGCAGCCUGAGGAACUGAGUGAGGCUCGCGAUGUCCAGGCUUACCUCAGUCGCUCACAGGAAAAGCAGGCCCAGAUCGACCAUCUCCACAUGCUGGCCCUUUCCUUGGGAGUGGCCAUCAUCUCUGCAGUGCAGCAGCCUAACUGCUUUAAUGUCUCCGCAAAGAACUUACAGCAGCAGUUGGAGAUUCUUGAAGGAGACAGUAUGACCUGUCGUGCCAAAGCUGAGAAAUACGAGCAAGCUCUGUCCCACAACUUACAGUACUGCAUUGCCAGAGAUGAGACGAAAGAGCUCAAAGAGUCAUUCAAAGAUAUCAAAAAAAAAUUCAACAAUUUGAAGUUUAACUAUACUAAGAAAAAUGAAAAAGCCCGGAAUCUGAAGGCUCUUAAAUAUCAAAUUCAACAAGUUGAUAUGUAUGUGGAAAAAAUGCAGAUUCUGCGAAGGAAAAUGGAAAAAACUGAGAACAGAAUUUCUGAUUCUUUAUUAAAUCAUCCAAAUAAUCAAGUUAAUGUCCUUUUGGAGACCAUAGAGGAUUUGCAAAAACAUGUGAAUGAAUUUGACAAAGUUGUAACAGAUUACAAAAAGAACUUGGACUUGACAGAGCAUCUACAGGAGAUGAUAGAAGAGUGUUACUUUUGGUAUGAAGAUGCAAGUGCCACAGUAAUAAGAGUUGGAAAAUAUUCCACAGAGUGCAAGACCAAGGAAGCUGUGGAAAUUCUCCAUCAGCAGUUCAAUAAGUUUAUUAUACCCUCAGUUCCCCAGCAAGAAGAAAAGAUUCAGGAGAUCACUGACCUUGCUCAGCGCUUAUAUGGUGUGGAAGAAGGGAAGAAAUAUGCUGAGAAAAUAGUAGCAAGACAUAAAGAAGUUCUUGAAUCUGUUACUGAAUUAUGUGGAUCUCUCACAGAGCUUGGAGAAAAGCUGAAGCAAGAAGAUGUUUUGAAAACCUAUCCAAAUAUGGAAUGCUUUCAUGAUGGUUAUGCUGACCUACUAAAAGAACCAGAAAGAAAUAAACAGACAAUAUUUGAUGAAGAAAGCAGUGAGGGGCAGAGAAAAAUGGCAGGCACUUCAGCCACCAAUGGAGCAGAGGAAGAUCAGCUUCCACAGGAUCUAAGACAACAGGCUUCUCCCAAAGCGGACAAUAUCCAGGGCCUGCUGCUGCCUGAAGACAUGCUUUCAGGAGAAGAGGACGAGUGUGUCUCCCCUGAUGACAUCUCUUUGCCUCCACUCCCAGGAAGCCCCGAAUCCCUCCUGGCACCCUCUGACAUGGAGUUGGAGGAGCUUCCUACCCUUCAUCUGAACAGCUUCAAGACGCAGCCUGCGGCCAGCAGGCUAAUGGAAGCCCAGGAAUCUGUUCUCCCACCACCUGUGGCUUUUGCUGACACAUGCCAUGAUAAAGGAGAAACACUUUCAAGUCAUUUUGAGAAGCCUUCCCUCCAGCUCAGAGCAGAGGCCUCUUUAGCCUCCCAGGGAGUUCUGGAAAAAAGCACAGUCUUCCACAGAAUCAGUGCUAAACAUCCAGAGAGCAUGCGGAAUGAAGUGCAUGAGACAGCUUCGCAGCAGCCCCCUCAGGGACAGGGAAGCUUGCUAGGAACACGGGAGGAAAUGCAUGCUGGUAAUCAGGUCACUAAAACCCGAGACAGGCUGCAUGUUUCCCCUGACGCCUCCUCGGGCCUCGGGUUUCAAUCAGACACCAGCCAGGGUUGUCAGAGGCCAAUGAUUCCCCAAGAAGAGAUUAAAAGUACAUCACCAAGGAACAGAGUGGUGAGCCUAGCUGGCCAGGCACCUAAUUUCUCCAGGCUCCUGUCUAAUGUCACUGUCACGGAAGGUUCUCCAGUGACUUUGGAAGUUGAAGUAACGGGAUUUCCAGAGCCUACACUGACAUGGUUCAAGAAGGGCCAAGAAUUGUCUACAGAUGGUCACUUACAAGUUUUACACAAGGAGACAAGACAUUCAGUGUUCAUUCCGAAGGUAUGCGAGGCAGACGCAGGCCUGUAUGUGGCUCGGGCCCAAAACUCUAGUGGCUCUCUCUCUUCCAGUGUCUUCCUGCACGUGACGGGUAACCACAGGUCACCAAUCACAGGCAUAAACUGGAUAACACUGUGUGUCAUCUAUGUUAGUGUGUCUUUAAUGUACUGGCUGCUCACACAGUGA